AAUUUUAGUUUAAAUUAUUAUUCUUUCACUUUUUCACAAUUUUGUGUGGAUGAUAAAUAACUACAAACACAUUUAAAAUAAUUUCCUUUACAAUAACUUGCUUUUAUUGGGUGAUUUGUGUGGCGCCAAGUGGGUCUAGUUUAUCGACGAUCAAUCGCCGUUCCACAAGUCAAACUAUUUACCCCUCUGAGGGGAGGUCCGGCGUCGCCACCCACCUUUGAAGACCACGUGAGGUCACCCAUUUCUGGAUUUUUUUCCAAAAUGUGGAGGAAUUCCAGCCGAGACGUAUUUGUCGACGACGAAGAGUGUGGUCAGAGCUUGUUGGAUGAAGAUUCAGAAGAUCUAUGCUCCCUAACUCCUGUACAGAGACUUUACGGUUUUGGAGGCUGCUUGAUCGGGGGCGUGGAUUUCAUGAUUUUGUCAUUGCUUGUUUUUGCUAAGCCACUCAAAUUUGCUGUCCUAUUUACAUUUGGCAAUGUUUUAGCCGUCGGAAGCACAGCUUUCCUCUUUGGACCUGGGCAACAAAUAAGACUGAUGUUUGAUUCUGUCCGUAUUUAUGCGACAGCUAUUUACCUGGGAUGUGUUGUUCUAUCUCUUAUAUGUGCUCUUGGGAUCCACAAUAAGAUCUUGACAGUGAUUGCAAUGAUAAGUGAGAUAUGUGCACUCAUAUGGUAUACUUUGAGCUAUAUUCCUUUUGCCCGGAGGAUGGUCUCUGAAAUGAUGAAACGAUUUUGUGACACAGAACUAUAGACAAUGAAAGUUGCGGUGAUGAUUGAUGAUUCGGUGUCUUCAAGAUAUGGGACUGCCUUUUGUCUUCAUUGUUUUUACAUUUUAGUGAGCACAAGAUCAGUUGGAGAUUUUUUUUUUUUUUUUUUUUUUUGGUUGGAGUUGAUUUGUCCACGAACACGUAUAAUCCAACGCCAGUUCAAUGCUUGUGCUAAAUUUCUAAAUAUAACAUCAUUCUUUUCUCCAAAUUAA
Messenger RNA from Cucurbita pepo subsp. pepo (vegetable marrow), 978 nucleotides. RefSeq lists its product as uncharacterized. The record is from RefSeq and is a predicted model, not a curated record. Lineage: Eukaryota; Viridiplantae; Streptophyta; Magnoliopsida; Cucurbitales; Cucurbitaceae. Gene Ontology annotation, cellular component: membrane. Gene Ontology annotation, biological process: vesicle-mediated transport.